GCGGGUGCAUUGAUCUGGUGGGUCUUUGCCCUGACGUGCACCAAAAACAGCACCCUACCAAACACGCCUCGUAAGCCAACAGCUUGUGGCGACUACAGAGUAUAGCCGCAAAGCCGAGAUGCCAAGAAGAACAAGAAUAGGUCUUUUGAGAGUCCGGCUAUGGCCUCGUAGCCUGAAGAAGAUUCUGAAGCCCAAAGAACGGGAUGAAAAGUCCCAACUCUGCAUAUAUAUCGUAACAAUCCAAGGUCCCCCACAUUGACAAGCUUUAGCUGGUUCUAGAGACAGAUAGAUCUUCUCCAGGUCCGCCAAUAAGCUACAAAGGGCUUAAUGAACCGAAAGACUCGGAAUAGAGCACAUCAUGGGUCUGCAUACCAAAAAAAUGCAAAUCCUGGCGAAUUCGGUUGGACCCGAGCUGCGGGGAUAAGCUUUGUCCGGUGGCCUCCUCUUUUGAGGCUGCGCUCGCUCCCCUGAGCUUGGCAUCAGUCCAGAAUAGCAACAAUGACGGACUUUCGGACUUUUCGUGCAAACAAAAAGGACUCGAUCCCAACCAAGAUUACUGAGGAUUCUUGUUCUUGCUCUUGCUCUUGCUCACCAUCCGGCUUUCAGGCACAUCACGGGCACAAGACGUGAGACCUGCGGAUAUCGAGCAACGAGCAAGCAGCAACGAGCAGACGGUGCCCGGUCACAUCGGAAUGUCCAAGACGUCAACAUGGUGUUGAACUCAACCAGUCGGUCGGCCUUUUUCGGCCAGCCACCAAAGACAGACCGAGAUUUCAACAUCGUCCGCGGCAUAUAUCGCAUGGCUGGUGUGAACGACACCCUCUUCAGCCCCUCGAACGGAGUCUAUUACGCCGCCCGCGUGCCUCCCAACUAUGUCCACGAGAGCAAGCAGACCGAGAUCAUUGUCGGGAUGGCCGUCAUCAUAUUCGUCAUGCUCGCCACGACAGGUGCUCGCCUUAUCUUCAAGUUGCAAGGGUAUGGCACAAGAUUCGGCAUGGACGACUGGGUCAUAAUCCCUGCUGUGUGUCUUGCGGUAACCUACCCCAUGUUACAGAUAUACAUGGUGGUCGAGCUGGGAGCUGGGCAGCACACCUGGGAAAAUACCUAUGAGGAUUAUUCUCGUUUGGCAUGGAUGCUGGAGACAUGCACGGUUCUCUUCUUUGCGACGGUGGCUUUGAUCAAGAUUUCCAUUGCCCUUUUCGUACGACGACUUGCAGCGUGCGUCUGCAAAGGUUGGCGCAUCGCGCUCGACGUCUUCCUGGCCACGCUCGUCAUGUAUCUGGUGGCUGCUGUUCUAUGGAACGUCCUCGUCUGCAACCCGACCCGCGCAUUGUGGGAUGUGGAAUUCGCAGGCACCCUGCGCACCCCGCCCAAGUGUGGCAGCCUGGUGCUCAUGUCCAAGGUUUUGAGCCUCGUACAUGUCUUUCAAGGUGUGACGCUGUUGAUCACACCGGUGGUGAUCUUGUGGAAGAUCCCCAUGGACGUGGCCAAGAAGCUGCGCCUGUUUAUCAUAUGGUGGUUCGGAGCCGUCACGGUUACUGGCGGCCUGCUGCAGCAGCUCGCGCCCUCGCGAUCAAACGGCGACAUAUUUUACGAUCACACCACGUCGUUGGCCUGGACCAGUCUCGAUCUGACGAUGGGCAUCAUCACGGCGUCGCUGCCGACCUUGGACACGGCCAUUUCCAGCGGGUGGAAGUCGUUCAGAUCUAGAAUGUCUAGUCUGUGUGAAGAGCCCAAGGUCAAGACAAAGGAGAUCAGUUGGCCGAAGCCAAUCCCGCCGGAUUUGGAGAGGGAUGCGGGAGUUCCUAUGGGGCGGACCGAGUCGACCGAGUUCAUCUUGGCCGACAGGGGGGACGUGCUCGAGAUGCACCUCGUCCGACCACGCGAGGGCAGCACGACGUAUGAGUUUUUUGAAUUGUAUCAGGGGGAUGAAAAGCGGCCCGAGUCUGCAAUACAUAGACCUUUUAGAUGACGAGAAAUCCAAGAAUGAAUGACAUGAUGAUA
This is a messenger RNA of Pyricularia oryzae 70-15, 2004 nucleotides long. RefSeq lists its product as uncharacterized. The transcript has 2 exons. Bases 710 to 1972 code for a protein of 420 amino acids. NCBI's taxonomy places the organism in Eukaryota, Fungi, Ascomycota, Sordariomycetes, Magnaporthales, Pyriculariaceae. The record is from RefSeq and is a predicted model, not a curated record.